Messenger RNA from Heterobasidion irregulare TC 32-1, 333 nucleotides. RefSeq lists its product as uncharacterized. The transcript has a single exon. The coding region runs from base 1 to 333 and encodes 110 amino acids. The record is from RefSeq and is a predicted model, not a curated record. NCBI's taxonomy places the organism in Eukaryota, Fungi, Basidiomycota, Agaricomycetes, Russulales, Bondarzewiaceae.
AUGUCAGACAGCAAAGUCAUUGACCUCGACACUACUCACUCAGAAGCUCUACACAAUGUUCACAUUCACAUCCCUUCGGAACCCCCCAAAAUACUGCCAGAUUGUCAUCUCUUGAUUGCGGAUCCCCUCAAUGUUAACUUGCCCACACAAUCUUCAGCCCUCAUUCUCCUGAAACCGACAUUCUCGCACGUGCUCUAUGUGUUUGAUUCUGAUGGCCAAUGGCUUAAUAAAUGCUUUCUGGCCUUUCUGAGCAUCAAAACAGACCUGAACUAUGUGAUCUGGACAAUUUUGAGGGCUUACAAGGCCGAAUCUGGUCAAUCCGGACAAUUUUGA